AUGAUGACAAACUUCGACAUUUUCGACGAGUUCGACGCGGCGAUUCAAAAAGUCGACAGAGAGAUUUUGAACUUGAAGUUAGAAAGUAAGAAAAACGAGCGAGAGCUCUUGAGUUACUCGAGAAGGCGAAUUUCUCGGGCGCAAUCUUUUUCGACAACUUCGCCAGAUUCAGGAUUUUCUGAUGACAUUGAUAAGCAGCAUUCAAGCAGUCAGUCCUUCGUCGUUACUGACAAACACAGGAAGUAUGCGAGGAGGAAAAGGACGAUGCGGAAAAUAAGAUCUAUCUCUACCAGAUCAAAAUGGAGCAAGGAAGAGCCGAUUUCCGAGGAGAAACAGGAGCUGAUGAACAUUGAGGAAGAAAUUUGCGUGUUCAAGAUCAAAAAGCUGCUUUCCUCGGCGCCACCUGGCAUUUCAGAUGAUCCCUGUUGGCUGCGGUUGAUCUCUGCCUUUCCACUUCAACGGAACCUCGUCCAGGGGCUCGUGCUUCCAUCUGAUUUUGCUCAAGUUAAAUCUCUCAAACCUCCAGCCGAUCUACAUGACGCUGUGUACCGAAAAGACAUGAACACUUGGCACGUCCUUCCCGGCCUUGCAGAUUUUUCAAGCACGAAAACUGAUCCAACUGAUUGCAGUGUUUUGGACUUGUCUUUCUGCGAGUCCUACUGUGAUACAUCGGAUGAUUGUGACAGUAUAAAGAGCCUUCCUUCAAUCGGCUCAGGGAAAACUCCAAGUCCGAUUAAAAAGGGACUCAAGAAGCUUAUCAGUGGUCGAAGGCGGCGGGGGACAUCUUAUUUUGGCCGUGAUCAAGAUGUGCGGUCGAAGAGUGAAGGAGACACCCUUAGCGCUUCCAAGAAGAAACUUCAGAAGCCUCUCUCACAAAAACCGCGGAUGGUCAUAAGCGAUCCCGAAAUUGUUAAUCUUCCAGAAAACAUCUCAAAGAUGCGGCUAAAGAGCAUAACAGAGACAUAA
Oikopleura dioica is the source of this 966-nucleotide messenger RNA. The record is from the annotation of a GenBank genome assembly. Lineage: Eukaryota; Metazoa; Chordata; Appendicularia; Copelata; Oikopleuridae.